Pelagomonas calceolata is the source of this 959-nucleotide messenger RNA. The record is from the annotation of a GenBank genome assembly. Lineage: Eukaryota; Pelagophyceae; Pelagomonadales; Pelagomonadaceae.
CAUAAACAUACUUAAGUUUACCCACGUGGGACUACUUGAGAGCCUGUGGGCGUGCAUAUUGCCAUUUGAGCCAGCUUGACAGAGCAAAAGGCUGCGCACGACACGCACGAUCAUUGUCGGACGGAACUCGCGAGGUUAGCUUGGCCAAGUUGCACCGACUACAAGCACAGCUCUAUCACCCUACAGCCACGCAAAAGCAGUGCGAACUAUCAAUCUUCACAGAUCACUGCGGCAACAUAACAAUGCACAAGGCCGCAGCACUCAUCGUCGCGCUCGCAGCCGUCGCAGAUGCCUUCCGGCCGCCGGCGCGCGGCACCACGGCGCCAAUGACGCGCCGUGACAUGCUCAACAACGGUGGUAAUUUCGGCCAGGUAUUUUAUAUGGGCUACGAAUAUGCCCCGCCGAAUGGCCUCGGCGCGCAGUUACCGGCUGUGUGGAAAUCAACCAGUGCGUCGGGUGCACCCGAGAAUUCUUCACUAAGUCAUUUCUCGGCGAUGACGCGGCCGUGCUGGCUCCGUCCAGCGGUGAUGAACCGGCAUUGCCACGCCAUCGAGCAGGUGUCGCGUCGAUGGCGUGGAGGUCGACGCGGCGAUUCAGCACGAACGUGCCGUAAAAUAUUGAUUUUCACACAGGUUACCGGACGGCGUCUACGAGGUCGCCCUCCCGAAGCCGUGUGGUAUUGUCUUCGAAGAACUGGACCCGAAUUUUGCAAGAGGCGUCAAGGUGCUUGACUUGGUCGAGGGCGGCAACGCCCAAAAGAGCGGCGCCGUGCAAGCAGAAGAUUUAUUAGUUGGCGUCUCGGCCGUGCGCUUCGUGGGUGCCAAGUUCGAGCGCAACAUGUACGACGCGACGAAGAUGGACUUCGACACGGUGGUGGACGCCAUCGGUUCGAACGAGGAGAAGUGGAACUGCAACGAGGUCUUCCUCCAGUUCAAGCGCGGGUAAGUAGUCAUAAAUUA